Molecule: messenger RNA, 687 nt
Organism: Aspergillus mulundensis
Lineage: Eukaryota; Fungi; Ascomycota; Eurotiomycetes; Eurotiales; Aspergillaceae
Product: RraA family protein
Exons: 2
Coding region: 1-687 (228 amino acids)
Source: RefSeq, a predicted model, not a curated record
AUGUCAAAAACCUACACCUCGAAGGCCUUCCAAGCCCUCAAGCAGUUCUCCAGCUGCGAUAUCGGCGACGCACUCGUCAAACUCCGCUACCCCUACGGCGGCUUCCUCGACGGGCUACGCAUGCGCUCCCCAGCCUCACCCUCACCCUCCGGCUCCAACUCCAGCAACCUACGCAUCCACGGCCCCGCCGUAACCGUUAAAAUGAUCGAAACGAAUACCCCCGGCCCAACACCCCCCCUCCACUUCGCCGACGCAAACCGCCCCGGCGCAAUCAUGUACAUCCAGCAGCCGAAAGGCUUAUACUCGGCCUGCUGGGGCGGACUCAUGUCCACGCGCGCCAAGGCGACCGGGGCACUCGGCGUGGUUGUUGAUGGACGGAUUCGGGAUAUCUCCGAGCACAGGGAUAUAGGAUUCCCCGUAUUCUCAGCGGACACGUCGAUCUUGGGAUCGGGCGGGUUCACGCGCGCGUCGGAGAUUGAUGUGCCGGUUCAGUUUCGGGAGGAUUUAUGGGUUCAUCCGGGGGAUGUGCUUGUGGGUGAUGAGGAUGGGGUUGUUGUUGUGCCGCCUCGUUUGGUGGAGGACGUUGUUGGGCUCUGUGCGGAGAGGGCGGAGAUUGAUGCGCGUACUUUUGAGGCGUUGGGGAGGGGGGAGCUUAUGGGACCUACUAUUCAGAGGUUGCGGAAGUAG